CGUUUGAGAACAUUUCGUUCUUCCGACUCGCCGCAGUCACAGUAUACCGGGGGAGUUCCGCGCGCACACACACACACACACCGUUCACCGGGAGUCGACGCCGCUUCGGAGGAGCUGCACACUUCCUCCAAAUAGAAAGCAGCCGUGAGCCUCGGUACACUUUUGUUUAACGUCAGCGCAGAAGAACAGGCUUUUUUAUUUGGACGGUUUUAGUUGUUGGAGUCUUUUACAUUUCUGCGGAGAUGCCUGAGGACGUUGGCACGGCCAAACCCGGAGGAGUCAUAGCCUACAUUUCGUCUGGUGCUGCCUCCAGUCCGGAGUCUUGCAUGAGCACCAGCCCUAGUAGUGGACACCUGUCAACAUCACCUACUCCACCCCGUCCCUCGCUGCCCAGCCGGGCUGUCGGCAUGGUGGUGGACGUUGCUCCACCGGCUAAGAACGGGCAUCCACGUGGUCACAGCUUGGAGAAGGCUGGACGCUCGUCCGCGUCCACCAAAAGCAACAUCACAAAAAUCAAUGGGAUGGUGCUGCUGUGCAAGGUGUGUGGAGAUGUGGCCUCUGGCUUCCACUAUGGUGUACAUGCUUGUGAAGGCUGCAAGGGGUUCUUCAGGAGAAGCAUCCAGCAAAACAUCCAGUACAAGAAAUGUCUGAAGAUGGAGAAUUGCACCAUCAUGAGGAUCAACAGGAACCGCUGCCAGCAGUGCCGGUUCAAGAAGUGUCUUGCAGUUGGCAUGUCCAGAGAUGCUGUACGAUUUGGGCGAAUCCCUAAGCGGGAAAAGCAGAGGAUGCUGCUUGAGAUGCAGAACGCCAUGAACAACAUGAUGAGCAACAACAGCCAGCUGCACAGCAUGCUGCAUGGCCACCAGAGCCCGCCGCUGCCCAUGGAGGCGCAGCCCACCAAUGCCAGCCCCUCCCCUUUCUCUUCUUCUGCCUCCCUUUCUCCAUCAUCUUCCAACCCCUCCUCCCCACAGUGCCCUCAGGACUCAGAGUCUGUGGUUUCCAUGGACACCAACUCCAGCUCUUCCUCCUCCUGUGGGUCAGACAGCGGUGAGGACGAGGCUGUUGUCGCAAUGAACGGGCAGCAGCAGGAAAGCUUUGCGUACAGCCAGCAGUGGUCACAGAGGCCGUGCAGAGUUUCAUCCUCGCUGGUGACAGUUGCUGUGGCAACAGAGAGUGAUAGCCACAGGGAAGAGCAGCAGCAGAAUAACUGGAACUGCUGGAACAAUAAUGUUGCUGUGAGAGGUCACAGUAACAGCCAGCACCUCACUAACGCCACCUACAUUGAGAAGGAAGCCUACCAGCAGCUCAAUAGCACCCCCAGCUGUGAGCCAUCAGAAGACAUCCAAAAACAGCAGCAUUUUAACCCAAAUGCCUCCUCGUGCGGUUAUAGCGGCCUGGCCAAUGGUGGGAACUACAGAGCACACUUGGUGUGUCCAAUGAACACCUCACCGUAUGUGGACCCCCAAAAGCCCAGCCAGGAGGUGUGGGAGGAUUUCUCCAUGAGCUUCACCCCGGCUGUGCGAGAGGUGGUUGAGUUUGCCAAAAGGAUCCCAGGCUUCCGUGACCUUUCUGAGCAUGACCAAGUCAGCCUGCUGAAAGCCGGCACAUUUGAGGUGCUGAUGGUCAGAUUCGCUUCACUUUUCAACGUGGCUGAGCGGACUGUGACCUUCCUGAGCGGAAACCGCUAUAGUCUCUACACGUUGCGGUCACUCGGAGCCGGGGAGCUGCUCAACUCCAUGUGCGAGUUCAGCGAGAAGCUGGCGGCGCUGCAGCUGGAUGUGGAUGAAAUGAGCCUCUUCACCGCUGUAGUGCUCGUCUCAGCCGAUCGCUCCGGGAUCCAGGACCUAAACUCUGUGGAGGCCCUGCAGGACAAACUGAUCCGUGCACUGCGAAACCUGGUGAUGCAGAACCACGGUGAGGAGUCGGCCACCACCUUCACAAAGCUGCUGCUGAAGCUCCCUGAGCUGCGCACGCUGAACAACAUGCACUCUGAAGAGCUGCUCUCCUUCAAAGUGCACCCAUGAAGGCUUCUUAAAACAAACAUGCACACCUCAGCCAACCAGGACCUGCCUCAUACCCGCUGCACCACCCCACUCGCAUGUCUCCUAGAAUGUAUGAACGUUUAUUUGGAGACCAGGUGUGGAUUUGAGGACGAUGCAGAAUGUGCUAUACUUAUGGAGGAGGUGGAUUGUGUGCCCCCCGCGUGCAUGUGUCAGUUUUGGCAGCAUUGGAGGCACUUUUAUAUUUUCAAAGAUAAUAAUAAUGUUGCUGUAUGACACGAUGUAAAGCAGUAAUGAACUCGUCAGUGUGAUUAUUUUGUCACUGCGACAAAUUCUAAAGUGUCGGAGCAGCUGAAUGUGAAGGGAAAAAAAUGUAAAGGAUCCCCCCACUGCUUUGACUGAUAUGAUAGAAAUCAAAACCUAUUGAGGAGUGUGCAAGAUGAUUGCUGCUGCAUGGCUGUAUGUAACACAAACGCACAACUUCAUUCAUUGUUUGUAUGGUCCUUUUUGUUUUUUCUUUUCUCCCUAUGCCUUUUGUUCGUUUGUUUUAGUACAGCUUUAACUCUGGGUUGGCAGCUUAUGCAUUGCCGGGUGAUUUCGGGGAAGUCAAAAACAUUUUCAGAAACACUACUUUUGUACACUUUAAAGCAGAUAAGACAAAUGUCAUGUACAGUCCAAAUGUAAUUACACUCUUUUUGCUGUCUCCAGUUUUAUGACACAAGUGGGGAGUUUUUUGUUUGUUUUUAAAUUAACCCCCACUGUGCUUUCAGCAUGGCACUGAAUUGUAAUGAGUAUCUCUCGCCGUUGUCUGGAUGUUACCUUUUCCUCUCCUGGCAGCUCUGCCAUAUGUAAAUAAUUCUAUAUAUAUAUCAUGAACAUAGAAGUUUGAAUGAGAUGGUAUGAAUAAAUACAAGUGACA
Thalassophryne amazonica is the source of this 2919-nucleotide messenger RNA. It is a transcript of the gene nr1d2a, whose product is annotated as nuclear receptor subfamily 1, group D, member 2a. The record is from RefSeq and is a predicted model, not a curated record. The transcript is spliced from 8 exons. NCBI's taxonomy places the organism in Eukaryota, Metazoa, Chordata, Actinopteri, Batrachoidiformes, Batrachoididae. Gene Ontology annotation, molecular function: nuclear receptor activity; zinc ion binding; RNA polymerase II cis-regulatory region sequence-specific DNA binding. The coding region runs from base 243 to 2024 and encodes 593 amino acids. Gene Ontology annotation, biological process: cell differentiation; negative regulation of transcription by RNA polymerase II; hormone-mediated signaling pathway.